Molecule: messenger RNA, 8801 nt
Organism: Melospiza melodia melodia
Lineage: Eukaryota; Metazoa; Chordata; Aves; Passeriformes; Passerellidae
Gene: ARHGEF4
Product: Rho guanine nucleotide exchange factor 4
Exons: 15
Coding region: 1268-7387 (2039 amino acids)
Biological process (GO): intracellular signal transduction
Molecular function (GO): protein binding; guanyl-nucleotide exchange factor activity
Source: RefSeq, a predicted model, not a curated record
AGUGCCUUUGUUUACAACUUCUCUAUCAGGAGAGUAUAAUGAAUGGACUCACUGAGGAAAUGCAAAAGCAGAUGCCUUUGGCUGGCUCCUGUUGUUUUCUUUUUGGCAAAGACAGGGGGACGAAUCUGCUCUGGGACAGCCCCACUGAAGUCAGAUGAGUUACACCAGGCAGAAACUGGAACUUUUUUCUUUUCUUCUUAUUUUUUUUUUCUUAUUUCCAAUUUUUUUUCAAUUUUUGUUUUGUUUUGUGGGCUUUUUUGUUUGUUUUAAAGAACACAGUUUCCAGGUCUCUUUUUCCUGAUUGUCACAAUUUCUCUUUUCACAGAAAGCCUAUGAGAAAAGACUGUCUGCUUCUAAAAAGGAGUGCCAAGCAAGUGCUGUAAGAAGGACUGCUGGAGAAACAGAGAGAACUUCUGAGAAGGCGCAGUGCCACACUGAGACCCCACAGCCAGUUGAAAACUACAUCAGUGAAGGAGAGUUUGAGGACGAUCUCAGUUCUUCUGCCCCGAGCACAACAGAGCUGGAGGUCCGUGGAUCCAGCCAAGAAACAGAUGAAGAUUAUUUUGAAACUGUAUCACAUCAGAGUGGAUCUUUGUCAGAUGUAAAAACUGAGCCUUAUGAGAGUGCAUCAGACACAGAAUCCCUUUCCAGUGACAUAACUGGGAAUGCUUGCUCGGAUUCAAACUGCCUGCUUACUGAAAACCCCCCCCUGUGCUGUAAUCUUCCCAAAGGAAAGGCAGAAACCUCCCAGGAACAGAACAGCUCCAGGCAACCAGAGCUCACCCAGCCUGGACAGCUAGAAUUGUCCUCCAAAAUAAAAGAAGCACCAAGCAAAACUGAAUUUUGCAUCCAGUGUGCAGAGUUAGAAGGUGAAGAAUUGGGUGAUGAAGAGCUAACAUUAUCCAGUGAUGUUUCCACCACAGACAGCCAAGUCUACGAAGAGAACAUUUUAUCACAGGCAAAGAGAGAGUCUGUAACAGCACUGCAGAGUAAGGCAGAGUUAGAAAGCAGGGAAGUGCAGUCUACCAACCCAGAACUUACAAAAAAUGACAUUGCAAGACUGAAGAAACACCCUGCAGUAUUUAGCAUUGCUUGUUUCAAAGCAAACUCAGAAAGCUGUUUGAUUUUUCCUGAGGUGCAGCAGUUUUCCUUCCAGUCAGAUGCAGCACCAAGCUGCAGUUUGCCUAAUCUGCAUUUUGAAACAAAUGGGCCUAACAUUAAAAAGACACUCACUGAGACACCUGACUGUAAGUGUGAAUUAGAGUCUAUGUCCAGUAUAAAAUGCAGCAGGAGGAAUUCAGCUGACAGUGAGGACACCACAGGUAAAAGGAUAAAAUAUGGAAGUACAGAAACCAUGUUGACAUCAGAUUCACUCUCCUACCAGAGUUGCUUCAACUCAAAAUCCUGGCUACCACAAAAAAGGUCAGAGAUUACAGAAAGUAAAACAUGGCACAGUGUACCUGAAAACAUCAGUGCUCAAAGGGAGACAGAAUGUGUGGUGAGCUGUAUUCACCCAACAGACAAAUUUAGAUGGUCAUGUUCCAGAAUACAUCUUCAAGAGCUGGAUUUUGAAUACACUUGGAAAAACUUAGGAAGGGUAACUGUGAGCUCUGAAAAGGCUAUAGAAAUAGAGGGCAAAUUUGGCAUGAAAAGGUCUUUUCUUGAUACUGAUACAGACUCAAAGGUGUGUCAGGUUUCCCAACCAGCAGCCUCUCCCCAGUGCAUUGAUUCUUGUUUGCACUCUAAAUCAGAGACAUGUGGCCUUAGCCCAGAGCCAGCUGGUACUUGUGCUGACAGCUUAACAUGGAGGGAUGCUUGUGAGGAUCCAAACCAAGAGGAGACAUCCUCUUCCCUGGAUCACAAUCCAGGGAUCAUAGAUCCCGAGGAACUGACACAAAACAAUGAGUGCACAGCUGAAAGAGAUCCACAAGUGAGCAGAUUCCCAUGUGAUAUUGAUACUGAACUGACACAAACCCACGAGUGCACAGCUGAACAAGAUCUGGAAGUGAGCAGAUUCCCAUGUGAUAUUGAUGUUCAACUUAAACAAAACAAUGAGUGCACAGCUGAAAGAGAUCUAGAAGUGAGCAGAUUCCCAUGUGAUAUUGAACUUACACAAAACAAUGAGUGCACAGCUGAACAAGAUCUAGAAGUGAGCAGAUUCCCAUGUGAUAUUGAUAUUGAACUUACACAAAACAAUGAGUGCACAGCUGAAAGAGAUCUGGAAGAGAGCAGAUUCCCAAGUGAUAUUGAUGUUGAAUCAGACACUGGUGACACUGAGAGCCCUGCAGCUUCUCCUGCAGGUGCCCCUGCUGGUGUGGAAAGCACAGGCUGGGAUUGCUCUGUAAACUGUGUUUCCAGUAGUGGAACACAGCACACACAUUUGAAGGAAGAUGGCCUUGAAUCUGAGCUGUCAGAUACUGAGAUUGUGGCAGGAGAAAGAUGGGCAAAUGAUUCUGAUUCUUCUGAUCUUGGCUUUGAUUGGAAAGUCCUGGAAGCUGCAACACAAGCAGAUGGCAGCGACAGAGGGGCAGAGCAUGGAGAGUCGGUGCAGCAAAAUGCAAGUUGCAAAACUGGUGCCUUGAGGAGCCACUCGGAGCUAGGAACACAUGAACAUCCUACUCAUGAGGGAAAGGAUGAAGAGAGUGUCUUGGCUGUUGAAAGGACUCUCAAAUCAGACUAUAUAAGGCAGGAAAGGGAUGUAAUGACUACUCCAGAAUUAAAGCCUGCCCUAAUUACAGUCUCUGUGGAAGAGAAAGGGUUACAGUCCCAAACACUCAAUGAUAAGCUUCCUACUGAAGUGGGAGCUGAAACAUUGGGAAAUGUAGUGAGCAAGGAUUUGAUGUCUCCUCAUACUGUCAGGAAAGCUCAUGGUGAGCCAGAGAGAGUUCUGAGUGAAUGCUCUAACUGUGAAGAACUAAUUCUGGCCACCCACCCCACUCCUGGCAGUGCAGAGGUACUUUCUGGUAGGGAUACAACUGAAGUAAAACCAGAAAUUUCAGAAGAGAAAAGAGAGAAAACAGAAGUAAUUUCAUCCUUAGGGCUCACCUGUAGUAAUUCUGCAGUAGCAAGUGCAGAAUUGGAAUUCAGGAAUGUUGCUGUAGCACUAGGCAGUGAUACACUUCCUGCAGAAAUUCAGACAGAUCCAUGUGAAAAAACACUUGUCAAAUCCCCCAGUAGAAGCAGUGUGGAGCUCUCUGAGGAUGAGCACUGCAGAGGAAGGCCACUGGUGACUGGAGCAGUGCCGCUGGAAACCAGCAGCAGUGUAAGCAGUGUGUGCCAGGAAGGUGGUGCUGGUGUCAGCCUUGAAGGACCCAGCACUGUAAAAUCACAGGGUAGAGGUGAUGUGAUGGCCUUUGAGGAAGAGCCCUGCAGAACAAAGAGGGGUUUUGAAUCCAGGAGAGAACAGUUAGCAAGGUCAGGCUUUGGAAACCUUGGAAGAAGCGAUGACCAGAUGUCUAAGGAAGAGGAAUUCAAAGCACAUGGAAGCACAGAGGGAGGUUUGAAUAUUACCAGGGCAGAGACACUGGAAAUGAGCAGCAAUGUAAGCAGUUUGUGGCAGGGAGAUGGUGCUGGUGUCAGCCUUCAUUGGCCCAGCAUGGUCUCUGAACAAGCAGUAGGCAGGCGAGGAAAGGAAAGCUGUAAGGGCUCAAAGGAAGAAACAGGUAUUUGUGAAGAACCCUCUUCUAGGGAAGGAAAGGAGGCCUCUCCUGCAGAAGACACCUCUAGCCCCAGCAAAGACAGUGCACUCAGUCUGGAUGUGUCUGAUGUCUUUGAUGAGUCUCUGAACAGGGAGACCCACAGCACUUUCAUGCUGGGCCUGGACAAUGUGAGCACCUGCAGCACUAACAGCGAGGAGCUGGAUGAGAUCUCAUCCCACAUCCUGGGGAGUAACAGCAGUCUCCAUAAAGCUGUACAAAAGCCAACAAAGAAUGAGUAUAGUGGCAAAUCUUCCAGGUUUUUAGUAUUCCCAAAAAUGACAUCUUUCAGGAAAACUAAGCCUGCCUCAUGGGAAAGUCAGGGAAGCAGCAGUAUCUUUGGCAGCAAGGUAAAGAUGGAAGAACUGGAUGUUGGGAAAGAUGAUGACGACACUGCAAGUUUACUGUCUUUCAAAAGUUGUUCAUCUGGUUUAGUCUUCCACAGGAAGGAAAGCUACACCUCUGAGUACUCCGAUGAUGAUGAUUUAUUUUAUGAGAGACCUGCAGGAUUUUUCAGACUGAGCCUGAGGAAGGCCUCUGGCUCUGGUCGGAUACUGAUGGAAGAUGCAGAUCGACAUGUUACUGGUUCAUCUGAAAACAAUGACAGUGAACCUGUGGAGCAUUCAGGGAUUAGAAAAUCAUUCCCUGAAAAUGAACACAAAAGAAACAAAACCCCUGAGGGUAAGAAGUUCAAGACAAGGUUGGCCUUGGCACACAAAUCCCUCUCAAGCUUAUUUGAGUCCAAAUGUCCAGAAAAGGAGAACACUGAACAAAGCUCAAAAGCGUCAGUGAAAAAUGAAAAGGAGAAAGUCAAAAUUCGUCAGAGCACCUGGAAAGCUUUUCUAAAGAGCAAGGAGGCAGAUGGACUAAAAAGGCCUGUCCUAAUAAGUUUAUCAUCCACACAGGAAGGUCUCAGUGCAACCAGUGGCCACACGUUUACACAACUAGAGCGACAGUAUAGUUCCAAUAGACACACUUUUUUAAAAACAGAAACAGAUAAUGGCUCCUCAACAGACUCCAACUAUUUUGACAGCUCUGUGGAGCCUCUUGAUGUCUCUUUACCUGCACGUAUGUGGAGAAGACGAAUACAGUCCCAUGACUUGGGUAUCAGAUACUCACAGAAUUCAGAUUGUGAUGAACAGCAGGAGGUUCUGAGCAACAGUUUAAAUACUUCUCUUGAGGAAUACUGGAUUAAAACUCCAUUUAGCCCCCCUGACUUCCAGCUGGAAUUUAGUCAGUCAAGUCCAUCAUGUCCCCAGCUCUCCAAUUCUGAUGGUAAAGACAUGCCCUGUAGGCCCAUGAGUCCCAAACCUCAGAGCUCACGAUCCACUUCUCAGCACAGGACCUUCGGCUACCCCGGGCGCGUUUGCGCCGCUUCUACGCUCUCCCUUGGGAACAGCUCUGGAGUGGAAAGCAGUCUGGAGGCUCCUGAGAGGCCAAAGACACUGAAACCCAGGGGGAGUCUCUUACACUCGUUGGACGACUUCCAGAGGGAUGACAGUGGCAUAAGCAGUCAAUCCCAGAUCAGCUUAAACACAGCUUCUUCCAUUAGUGACAUGCUCCGAGACGAGUUUGUAAACCAGGAGUGCAAGCAGCCAUGCCAGUCAGCAGCUGGGAAGAGGCCCAACAAGAAAUGGGUUCCCCAUCGCAAAAGGAGGCCCCCCCGGGUGCCAGCCUGCCCCGUGGCCACCCUGGAGAGCAGAGCCCGCACGCUCUCCUGCCCUGCUCCCGAGGAAAAAGCCAAGGAGAUGCCAGAGAGGAGGAGGAAGAGACCCAAACCCCUCUAUAAGUGCUUCAGCUUCGAUGAUGUUUGGAUGGAGAGGAGUCAAAAAAGGAAGCUAGAGAAGGAGACACAGCCAGAGGGAGGGGUUCAGUUGCAACAUCUCCCACAGGACCCCUCAAAAGCUGGGAUAAGUCCAUCCAUCACAUCUCCUGUUGCCUUUGACAUCCUGCCCCUGAAGCUGCAUUCCUUUUCCAAGAGCACCCCGACAGGCCUGGACUGCGUGGGCUGCAAGCGGCGCGUCUCCGCUCCCGUGAUCACUGACGGAGGCCUGGACAAGACAGCCCUGACGGACGAUGUGGGCAGCGAGGAGGAUCUGUACGAGGAUUUCCGCAGCUCCGCCCACCGCUACGGCCACCCCGGGGGCGGCGGCGAGCAGCUGGCCAUCAACGAGCUGAUCAGCGAUGGCAGCGUGGUGUACGCCGAGGCGCUCUGGGACCACGUCACCAUGGAUGACCAGGAGCUGGGAUUCAAGGCUGGAGAUGUCAUCGAAGUGAUGGAUGCCACCAACAAGGAGUGGUGGUGGGGCAGGAUUCUGGACAGUGAAGGCUGGUUCCCAGCCAGCUUUGUUCGGCUGCGGGUGAACCAGGAUGAGCCCAUGGAGGAUUAUCCCCUGAAGGUGGAGGGCGGCAGAGAGGAGGAUUCCCGGCGCUUCGGGAUGGGCCAGACCACCAAAGACCAGAUGAGGACCAACGUCAUCAAUGAGAUCAUAAGCACAGAGAGAGACUACAUCAAGCACCUGAAGGACAUUUGUGAGGGUUACAUUAAGCAGUGCCGCAAGAGAGCCGACAUGUUUACAGAGGAACAGCUGAAGACAAUCUUUGGGAAUAUUGAGGACAUCUACAGGUGCCAGAAGAAAUUUGUUAAAGCACUAGAGAAGAAAUUUAACAAAGACCACCCACAUUUGAGUGAGGUUGGCUCAUGCUUCUUGGAAUAUCAAACAGAGUUUCAGAUCUACUCCGAGUACUGCAACAACCACCCCAACGCGUGCCUGGAGCUGUCGCGCCUGGCCAAGGUCAACAAGUACGUUUACUUCUUCGAGGCGUGCCGCCUGCUGCAGAAGAUGAUCGACAUCUCCCUGGACGGCUUCCUGCUCACCCCCGUGCAGAAAAUCUGCAAAUACCCCCUGCAGCUGGCCGAGCUGCUCAAGUACACCAACCCCCAGCACAGGGAUUUCAAGGACGUGGAGGCUGCCCUGAACGCCAUGAAGAACGUGGCUCGGCUCAUCAACGAGCGCAAGCGGCGCCUGGAGAACAUCGACAAGAUCGCCCAGUGGCAGAGCUCCAUCGAGGACUGGGAGGGAGAAGAUGUCCUAGUCAGAAGCUCAGAACUCAUCUAUUCUGGGGAAUUAGCCAAAAUCUCCCACCCUCAAGCCAAGAGCCAACAGAGGAUGUUCUUCCUCUUCGAUCACCAGCUUGUCUGCUGCAAGAAGGACCUCCUGCGCAGGGACAUCCUGUACUACAAGAGUCGCAUCAGCAUGGAUGACAUGGAAAUCCUGGAUGUGGAAGAUGGCAAAGACAAGGACUUCAAUAUCAGUGUGAAAAAUGCAUUCAAGCUGCACUGCAGAGACACUGAGGAAGUCCAUUUGUUCUGUGCAAAAAAGCCUGAGCAGAAGCAGCGCUGGCUGAAGGCGUUUGAGAAUGAAAGGAGGCAGGUGCAGCUCGACCAGGAGACAGGGUUUUCCAUCACGGAGGUGCAGAAAAAGCAGGCAAUGCUGAAUGCCAGCAAGCAGCACCAUGCUGGGAAGCCCAAGGCUGUCACCAGGCCCUACUACGAGUUCCUGCUGCGGCAGAAGCACCCCACGCUGCCCAGCACGCUCCCCCAGCAGCAGGUCUUCAUGCUGGCCGAGCCCAAGCGCAAGCCCUCGAACUUCUGGCAGAACAUCAGCAGGCUGACGCCCUUCCGGAAAUAGGGCAGCCCCUGUUUGUGCCUGAAGCCCUUCUGAGAAAGCACUUUAUCCCUCCCUGCUGGCAGGUGGAGCCCAGGUUCAGCCAGCCCCGUGCCCACAGAGGAUGGCACAGGUGCUCCUGCCUUCCCUAUUUAUUGUGCAGCCCGGCUGACCCGCUGGUUCCCAGGUGAGGCUGCGUGCAGCGGUGCCAGCCCUGCCCUGCCCUGCCCAGCAGGCAAAGCUCCAGGAGCACACAGCAGGGAGCUGGACAGGCUGCAGCCCGAGGGAUUUACCUUGUCAGCUGUACUGGACUCACUCCUUCCCGCUGUGCCCACACUGCUGGCUGGCAGCUGCCACAGGCCAGGGCAGCCCACGGACCCGCCGGCCCCGAGGCCGCUGCCGCGCUCACAACAACAGCUCAGAGUCCGUGGUGAGGAGGGAUGAACCUUCUGCUGUGCCCACCCCAUGCCCUGCCUUUCUCAGAGCUGUGAUCCUCCUCACGUGUCCAGCUAACUCAGCAGCCUCUGCAGGCCCUCCGAGCACAGUGAGCACUGCACUGUGACCUCCUCCCUCCCUCCUUUAGUCCAGCAGCACCGGUGAGCGGUGCCCCACAUUAAACUGUGCCAACCUGCAGCAUGAGUCAAGUCGAAGAAUCUCUCUAGUGGGUUUGAGUUACAUAAGUUAGAGAAAAAUGUGCCUAAUUAAUACCAUACUCAAUUCUUUAGAUUCUUGUCUCUCCAUCAUUCUGCCAUAUUUCCUGGCCAAUGAAAAUGCUCAUUGUUUGUAAUGUGUUUAUUUAUGGUAAAAAUCAGAACUGUGUAUUUUGUAAGUCUGUAAUUGUUCUUGUCAGAUGUUGUUAACUUGAUGCCUGUUUUGUCUGUUUAAUUUUUCUUUUCCUUUUUUUUUUUAAAGAAAGGUCGAUAUUUGCAAACCUAGCUCCCAGAAGUCAGAGUCUGCUGUUCAACUCUGCAACGUCAUUGUUAUCCAAACUCCCACAGACCCUCAAAUUCAAGGAGUGUUACUGACACUUUUAAAAAUGGAAAACCACUUGAUAAAGGCCUAAAUUUGGCAUAAAGAGCCUCACUUUAAGUACCCAAGUUUCAAAUGGUGGCCAAAAAGAAUGAAUUUAAACCUUGGUUAGCAAAAAGAAAGAUUUGCCUUACCAUAGUGAGAGUUAGAAGCCAUACUGACUGAAUUCCCUAGAUUAGGAGACAUCCUGUGACAGUGGAAGGAAGACACUGGCUCAUUCCAGCUCAAGUGUGAGUGAGCACUGUCUGCAGAGCUCAGAAAUCCAGUGUUUGUUGAUGCUGUAGCUGACCAAAGUCUGGUCAUCCAGGGAUAUCUGAAUUCAGUAGCAUGUACAAAGUCCUUCUUGCACUAUACCUUCCCCCCAGACCAGGGGCAACAUUUAAUUUCAUAAAGAAACUUGUAAAAGUGA